AUGUCGUCGUACGCCAACAUCGCCGCCGAGAACGCGCCUCCCAAGUCGCAGCAGCCCAAGCCGGACCCGGGUCUGCUCGAGGGCCAGGUGGACCACAGCAAUGUGAACCACAACGCACCGGACGUCAACUCGGGCAAGGUCAACGUCGUCCCCGCCGACACCGAUCUCGAGCACCUCAAGACGCAGUCUCAAGAAGCCUACGACGAGGCGGUCUCCAAGGCCCGUGAGCAACGUAAGCAGUUCGAGUCGUCUGCCAAGCAGGCGUCCGACUCGGCCUCCAAGACGGCCCAGGAUGCCAAGAAGACAGGCCAGAACGCUGCCUCUGACGCCAAGAAGGCGGGUCAAGAUGUUGCUUCCGACGCGAAGAAGGCUGGUCAAAACGCUGCCUCCGACGCCAAGAAGGCCGGCCAGGACAUCGCCGACGAUGCUCAAAAGGCUGGCAAAGAUGCGGCCAACAAGGCCGAAAAGGUGGCCAACGACGUCUCCUCGGAAGCCGAGAAGUUUGGCAAGGAUGCCCGCGCCACGGCCGAAAAGUACGGCAAGGAGGCGCGCGACCAGGCCGAAAAGGCGGGCAAGAAGGCCGAGGAGUACUACGAGAAGGGCAAGAAGGAGCUCUCCAAGGACGCCGAGGUGUUGAGGAAGCGCGGCGAGGAGGGCGCCAAAAAGUUGAAGAAGAAGGCGGGCGAGGCCGAGAAGGAGUUGGAGAGCUGGUGGUCGUCCUUCUCGAGCGACCCCAAGCAGUGGGGUCCCGCCCUCGCCGGUCUCAACGUCGCCCUGCUCGGUGGUCUGGGUGUGUAUGCUUACACGCACAAGGAACAGGUCCAGCGCACCGACCGUAGGCUCAUCAGCGCUGUCACGGUCGGUGUCCUCGGUCUGCUCGGUGGCCAGGGCUACUGGGCCAACGAGACCGCCAAGAAGCAGAACAGCUCGCUUUAA
Molecule: messenger RNA, 936 nt
Organism: Kalmanozyma brasiliensis GHG001
Lineage: Eukaryota; Fungi; Basidiomycota; Ustilaginomycetes; Ustilaginales
Exons: 1
Coding region: 1-936 (311 amino acids)
Source: RefSeq, a predicted model, not a curated record